AUGAAUGAACUGACGGUUGGUGUCACACGCUCAAGGGUAGUCGCCGGAGGGCACAAUUUGCGGCGAAAAAACGCCGAGAAGCUAAAGCUUUCCAUACAGAAAAAAGGACAAACAGCACUACAAAGACAUAACCAGAAUCGACUACGGCGGCUUAUAGCCCGACAGGGCGAUGUUUUAUCAAGAAAUACGAGAUAUAAUCCAAAGCACAUAAAGUCACUUAACUGGAUUUAUGAAGAUAUGAGAAAGAAACUGCUUCAAGAAUCUUCACGCGAAAGCUCAAUUUAUUUCCAGCAGUUGAAUGAAAAAUUGAAGAAGCAAGAAAAGCAGAUCCGAAGAAUCAGCCGUGAUCGACGCCGUGGGCGCCAGUAUCUUCGACAGUCGAGUAGAGCAAGACGCGAUGCUGAGUUUUCGAUGGGCCCGUCUACGGAGGAGCUACUGGCAGUUGUUAGACAGCAGACCGAGCAAAUUCGAGAGCUACAAAGUCGAAAUCAACAAAUGCAGCAUCGCAUGGCAGUCAUUGAGGAGGACCUGGAAAACUCUCGGGCUGACUUUGGGGCGCUCAAAACUGAUACACGAAAUAUGCUUCUGGAGAGAACAGAAGGAAGCGGAAGCAGCUUCGUUGACUAUGAAACAGUCACUUUUGUUGACCAGUCGUCUAAUGCUCCUAUCGUCGGCAACUCCACAAUGGAGGAGCUGAUCCAGGAACUGGUCUUUCGAAUAGACAGCAUGGAGUAUCGAAUGAAUCAAACGUCAGCGGCUGACAAGCCGGAGAAUUUCACAUCCGAAGAGGCAGGAGGCCAACUCGUUCAUCUCAUUUCUCGCCUAGACGGAAUAGAAGAAAGAGUACAAGAAAAAAAUAACAGACUGAGUCUCCUCGAAGUCAGCUUGGCCGACAGCGACUCCCUGGGAAAGGUAAAUUCGCGGCGCAUCCGCAACUUUGAGGCCAAAAUAUCGCGUCAAUUCAACCAGCUGAAAAAGCUUGAAAACCUUCGCCGAACAGUAGGGGAGCGGUACACGCGCAUUCGAACCGAAUUGAACUCGAUCUGGUCACGUAUUGAGCCCAUGGAUCGAGCAGCACCUGGAAUCGGACUGGACACAACUCCAGUCCCUUCCGCGCAACCAUCAGUCAUGGUCGACUUUGACGAACAAUUACAGAAUAUUUACGACAGCAUCAACUCCACCUCCACCAUUCUUACGCAUCUAGAAGAAUACCAAAACGAUAUUUCGCAGAAGCUCAGCGACAACGAGGACAACCUUCUAAGACUCAACUCUACUGUCACUGAUACUGUGAACUCGCUCGUGGACUUCAGUGGGAUGAUCAUGGGACUUCAAGAUGCUUUGGAGAACUUCAAGACUCACUACAGCCAAUUCAAAGACGAAUCCGAUCUGAAAUUCGUCAAUACUUCCGCACACUUGAAAUCCGUUGACGCAACACAGGCCCUAUCGAUUGAGCUUUUCGACAGAAUGGACGCAGUAAAUGAGGAAUUUCGCGAGCGCGUUAUGUGGCUUCAGGAUUUGCUUGUUCUCUCGCAAAACUUCACCGCCGAAAUCGACUACGACACAUCCAGCUCGGAGCUUUCUGACGCUUUCGACGAUUCCAUCGACGACUACGACACCGUUUGA
Molecule: messenger RNA, 1623 nt
Organism: Oikopleura dioica
Lineage: Eukaryota; Metazoa; Chordata; Appendicularia; Copelata; Oikopleuridae
Source: the annotation of a GenBank genome assembly